GUUUGAUUUUUUGUUCUAGAUCUUAAUUAUAUUUCUUUGUUAAUUAAAUUUCUUUGUGUUCUUAAUCUCGUCUUUGAGUAUCUUUAAUCAAACCCCGAAAUUUAAAUGAAUUAUUGAAAAAUAGAAGAAAAAGGAAAAGCUAAUGGUUUUAGAGAUAGAGUCUACCGGAGAAGUUAGAUCAACGGCCGGUAAUGGCGGCGGUAUCACGGUUGUGGGAUCCGACGCGCCGUCAGAUUUUCACAUAGCUGCGAGAUCAGAAAGCUCAAAUCCAUCCCCUAACUCCGUCGCUCCUCCACUACCACAGUCCCAUCACACGAACCAGCUCGCCAUAGUAGCUCCGCCGCCGCAAAUUUCUAUGGCGGCGACGACGAUGAUGGAAGGUAUCUCCGGCGUACCGAUGAAGAAGAAACGUGGACGGCCUAGGAAGUACGGUCCAGACGGAGCAGUUGUGGCGUUAUCUCCUAAGCCAAUCUCAUCGGCGCCGGCACCCUCGCAUCCUCCUCCGGCGAGUUCACACGUCAUCGAUUUCUCCGCCUCUGAAAAACGCAGCAAAAUGAAACCAACAAACUCUUUUAACAGAACAAAGUUUCAUCACCAAGUCGAGAAUUUGGGUGAAUGGGUUCCUUGCUCCGUCGGUGGUAAUUUCACACCACAUGUAAUUGCGGUCAACGCCGGUGAGGAUUUAACGAUGAAGAUAAUAUCGUUUUCUCAACAAGGACCGCGUGCCAUUUGUGUUCUAUCAGCAAACGGUGUCAUUUCAAGUGUAACACUUCGUCAGCAUGAUUCAUCCGGCGGUACAUUAACAUACGAAGGUCGCUUUGAGAUAUUAUCAUUGUCCGGUUCAUUCAUGCCUAAUGACAUAGGCGGGACUCGGAGUAGAACAGGAGGAAUGAGCGUUUCUUUAGCAAGUCCUGACGGACGCGUAGUAGGCGGUGGUGUUGCCGGUUGACUAGUAGCCGCAAGUCCGGUUCAGGUGGUUGUAGGAAGUUUCUUAGCAGGAAAAGAUCAGGAAGAUCAUAAACCGAAAAAGAACAGACAUGAUUUCAUGUUGUCGAGCCCAACCGCGUCGAUUCCCAUCUCUAGUACAGCUGAUGACCGGACAAUACAUUCGGUCUCGUCUCUUCCGAUCAAUAAUAGUACAUGGCAGACUUCUUUAGCUUCUGAUCCAAGAAACAAGUCUUCUGAUAUUAAAGUCAAUUUAACUUGAAAAAUCUAUUCUUCCUCUGUAUUUUUUUGUUCCUUACUAAGUUCAUUUCGGAUUUUCAACAUUAGCCAUAAUAAAUGUUCUACUAAACUGGUAGUUUUAAGGGUUUAAAAGUCGUAUA
Brassica oleracea var. oleracea is the source of this 1325-nucleotide messenger RNA. RefSeq names its product AT-hook motif nuclear-localized protein 1. The record is from RefSeq and is a predicted model, not a curated record. The transcript has 6 exons. NCBI's taxonomy places the organism in Eukaryota, Viridiplantae, Streptophyta, Magnoliopsida, Brassicales, Brassicaceae. Gene Ontology annotation, molecular function: minor groove of adenine-thymine-rich DNA binding.